Quercus robur (English oak) is the source of this 1132-nucleotide messenger RNA. RefSeq names its product 2-carboxy-1,4-naphthoquinone phytyltransferase, chloroplastic-like. Gene Ontology annotation, biological process: phylloquinone biosynthetic process. Bases 266 to 523 code for a protein of 85 amino acids. The record is from RefSeq and is a predicted model, not a curated record. NCBI's taxonomy places the organism in Eukaryota, Viridiplantae, Streptophyta, Magnoliopsida, Fagales, Fagaceae. Gene Ontology annotation, molecular function: prenyltransferase activity. The transcript has 4 exons.
CGUCAACGGUCCUCCUUUAACUGCAACCCUGGUCCCACAAAAACAAUAUUUCUUCUUUUAGGAAGAUGCCUAUUGAGAUAUGGAGGGACUGAGCCGGUAAAUAUUUCUUCUUUUUUUACACACUGCAAUAUUCUAUUACUUUUCUCUUUCUGAGAAAUUUGAAAGAGUUAUGACUUAAGGCCUUCAAUUUCCAUUGCUGAUUUGGUGAAACAGGCUUUAUCAGACCCUUCAAAUUUUGUUUGUUGCACACUCCCACACUAAAGCAAUGAAUUCUAAUUGUGUUAUAGACAUUGGAAUCAAAAUUUCAGUAGGUAGUGCAGCUGCUUAUUUUCAAACAGGCAUAUUCUCCGCCAGGCGUUAUUUUGUUCUCCUGGCUUCCUCAGUUCUUAUUAUCACAUGGAUUAAUUUAAGCAAUGACGUUUAUGAUUUCGACACAGGAGCAGAUAAAAACAAAAGAGAAUCAGUUGUAAACCUCGCUGGAAGGACAAACAGAAGGUCUUCAUGGCUAAGUACUAUUGUGUGAGAUUGCAUGCUUUAUUUGGAGCUGCAUUGGCUGCUGGACUGGUGGCUAGAACAGUCACUAAAAAAUAUGUUUCAAGGCCUAUAUUCUCUUGAGAUUUGUUCCAUGUCUUCAAUUUCAAAAUCAUGAUAAACCGAAGAUCCUAUUGAGGAUUAUGAGAUAUAAAAAUUUGUUGUCAAAUAACCAGUCUCAUGCAUGCUGGACAGUUUGCUGGACUAAGCAAAUAGAAUGAGACUUAGUCCCGGACAAUUUUUGAGCUGUCUUACAGAGUUUUUAUAGUGAUUUUAGGGUAGAAACCUUUUUGUAUCUCUCUAAAGUCUCGAGUCAAAUCUGGCACCAACAAACAUGUGACAAAGUUGUAUCAUCCAAUUUUUAGCCAUUCUUUAUUGGAGUCCCUUUUGCAACAUUAAAUUACCAGAAGAGCAACUUUUAGUACAUGUUUCACAUCUUAACAAACUGUAUGUGAGGAUAUAACCCCUAAAGAUGACAUUACCAGAAAAACAUGAAAUUUAAGGGUAUAAAUUGGAUGCCCGACAAUAUAACAUUUGGAUGACCAAAAAAUAGUGUAAAGAAACACUAAAUUUAAGGGUAGCAAUUUAGUCUUUUACUUUA